AUGGUGGGCGGUACGAACAAGAUGACAGACAAUUUAAAAACAGCCUCGGAAUACGAAACGCAAAAGGGGGAGGAAUUGGCGAUUGAAGGAUCAGGGAAUGAGAGGGAGAGGAAGGAUAGGAAAAACGAAGCGCCUGAGAGCAAACGUGAAACUCCUCCUGAUGUUCGCUCUCGAUCUGCUCUAUGUGGGUCCUCUAGGCGCAUCAAUGGGAGCUCUUCGAGCGCUGCUUCAGGAGGGGAAAGUAAGGAGGAAGAUGGGGAAGCAUGGCAGCAUGUUCCUCUUGGAAGGAACUUGCGAAGCAAGACGAAGAGGGGAUGCAAAACGCAGGCGGGAAAUGAAAAGCCGGUUAAAAGCGGACAUAGGUCGAAUGAUGGACGCAUGGACGUAGCAACGGUAAAGGCAGAAUCAGAGAAAAUGGAUCUAGGUGAGUUGAAAUUAGGUAAAAGAAGGAUUGACAAGACAGCGGAGGUGAAGAUGGGGGAUGAGGAAAGUGAGAGUAGGAAGUAUCUGAAAUUAUCACAAGAGAAAGAGAGGAAUAGAACAGCGAAGAGAAAGGGAGGAGUUGGGAAAGCAAGGAAACGAGAGGAAAAGAGAAGGGCACUCUUGCUAAAUGAAAAUGAGGAUGAUGAUGAUGAUGAUAAUGGCGAGGACUCUUUAGAGGAUGACAGGAAUUUAGAAGUGAGCCUGGAGAAGGAACUGGCGAAUAUCCGAGCGGGCCUCCGUAUGCUCGUCAUUGGCAGCAAAGGCCUGACGAAGGGAGAGGCCAGCAGGAUAUUCGCCAGGAUUGAACGAUAUGAAAACGUAAUUGUACGCAUGAGUGUAGAGAAUGAGAGGUUGGAAAGUACGAUGAAGUUGCAGGAGGAAAUGUUUAAUACAAAAUUGGCAGCUAUGGAUGAACGAAUGAAUAGUAUGGAGGAUAUGAUGAAGCAAGUUUUGGACAAAAUGGUUAAAAAAAUAACUGAAGGUAUGGCGAAGAGCAUAGAAGCGAAGGUGGAUGUGAUUUGUGAGAAAGUGGCCGGGAGGAUGAAUGUCGAGUUGAGCGAAAUGAAGGGUAUACAACAGGGUUCUGCAAAAUCAACUGCAGUUCCCGGUAAGAGCUAUGCACUUAUUGUUAAAGGAGCGAAUGAGAAACUGACGAGUAUGGAGGUACAAAAAAGAAUGUUUGAAAGUUUGAGUGAUGAAACUGGAGUGAAAAUUGAUAGAGUGCGUAUGUUAAGGAAUGGAGGAGUGGUGGUAGAGGCGGCGACGGAGGAGGAUCGGAGGCGACUGGCCCAGUGUCCCCUGGGCGAUGCCGGCUUGCGUGCGGAUGCACCAAAACGGUUUGACCCCAGGGUGAUCGUUUACGAUCUCCCUUCAUCGGUGACCGAUGCCAACCUACUUGAGGAGCUAGCCCAUAAAAACCUAGAUGGUUUAGUGAGGACAGAAGUUGUGAAAGAAAAGGUGAAAAUUGUGAGGAGGGAAAAGAGGGGAAAUGACGCAAGAGUGGGAAACGUGAUUGUGGAGCUGCCGAAUGAAUGGAAGGAAAAAUUGUUAAAGAAUGGAAGAUUGUAUGUUGGAUGGAUGUCAUAUAAGGUAAGAGUGUAUGAGAAAGUGUUGAGGUGUCAUGGAUGUAUGUUAUUUGACCAUAGAGUGAAUGAUUGUAAGAAUGGGAAAGUGUGUUACCGAUGUGGUGUGGUGGGACAUCAGGCCCGGGAGUGUCGGAGCCCCGAGGUCUGCGUCAACUGCAAGCGCAGGGGUAGACCUGCGGAUCACUCAGCCUUCUGGUCUGAGUGUCCUGAGUUUGUGUGGCGGCUGAAUGUAUUGAGAAAACGUGUAAAUGGCUAG
Messenger RNA from Nasonia vitripennis (jewel wasp), 1824 nucleotides. RefSeq lists its product as uncharacterized. The coding region runs from base 1 to 1824 and encodes 607 amino acids. The record is from RefSeq and is a predicted model, not a curated record. Gene Ontology annotation, molecular function: zinc ion binding; nucleic acid binding. The transcript has a single exon. Lineage: Eukaryota; Metazoa; Arthropoda; Insecta; Hymenoptera; Pteromalidae.